This is a messenger RNA of Penaeus indicus, 1717 nucleotides long. Its product is annotated as kelch domain-containing protein 2-like. Gene Ontology annotation, molecular function: protein binding. The transcript is spliced from 10 exons. The record is from RefSeq and is a predicted model, not a curated record. NCBI's taxonomy places the organism in Eukaryota, Metazoa, Arthropoda, Malacostraca, Decapoda, Penaeidae. The coding region runs from base 79 to 1311 and encodes 410 amino acids.
GACAUUGACGGCGAAGGCAGAAGACGAACGAAAAAAUUACCUUUAUAAAUACUCCCUUUUGUCACUCUCUCUCCAACAAUGUCUCGAGAAGCACCUACUGAGAAGCAUUAUGUCCACCGUCGAGCUGGCCAUGUCAUGAUUAGCUAUGAUAAACGCCUCUUUGUGUGGGGAGGAUAUAUGGAACUUGCCCACACACAUCCAUACACACUUACGACUCAUAGUAAAUGUAUGUACCAUAGUGCCAUUGAUGUAUGGAUAUACGAACCCCUCCUUGAUGUGUGGAAACGAAAACUAAGCCGAGGUGAUAUUCCCCAGCAGCUCUCAGGGUCCUGCGCAGCGGUUCACAACGAUCAUAUGUAUCUCUUCGGAGGUACCGGGUGUUGGACAAAUAACGAAAAUGAUGAAGUAGAAAACAGCUGUAACAAUUUAUGGAGACUACACUUACCAACACUUACCUGGGAGAUGCUACACCCAGAGGGGACAUCACCCUAUUCAUGUGAUAAAGCUGCCUGUUGGGUAUACAAAAACAGGUUCUAUGUCUUUGGGGGUUUUGGCCCACCGAGGGAGUUUGAGGUGAUGCCGAAAAUCAAAGUACAGUUCGUGCGGGACAACAUAUUUCACAGGGGUUGGAUAGAUCAGUUGGUUUAUUAUGAUAUAGACACAAAUCAAUGGGUUUGGCCUGACACCACAGGGCCUAAACCCACGCCAAGAGCAGCACACUCCGCAGACGUAACAGGAGAUAAAGUUUACAUAUUCGGAGGCCGUUAUAGGGAAGUUAGGAUGAACGACCUGCAUUGCUUGGACCUUCUCACCAAUGCGUGGAGUGGAAACUUAACAAAUGAGGAAGAUGCGAAUGUACCUGAGGGACGAUCCUGGCACACAUUCAACUUCAUAUCUGGAAAUAAAGCAAUCAUGUACGGAGGCUUCAACACAACCCAGCAGGUUUUAAAUGACUGCUGGAUGAUGAAGGUGGGAAGGGACUUGCUAGGUUUCACAGAUACUGAGUGGAUCGAAGUACCCCUAGCUUAUGACCAUGGUGAGCCUAGAUGUUGGCAUGCUACUGCAGUCAUACCAGAUGGGGAGGUGUACAUUCAUUCUGGACUUACACAGCCCUUCUACAUCACCAUGGCUUUGCUCAUUGAUCAUGCUGAAGAAAUGGUUGUACUGAGGUUCAGUCCCCCAAGUCUACAGAGAUUAACAAUAGAAGCUGUAUGUGGAUUAGACUUGCAACUACGUUCCCAUUGGUGCCAGCUUCCACAGACUCUGCAGCAUAUCCUUAAAACCCGAACUUGUCCUGAUCGGAUAUUGUAGCAUUUUAUUUAUAACAUAAUUUUGGAAUCUACUUUGCAGCAUAAUGAUCUUGCCUUAAAAGUAGUCAUUUUCUUAAAAUCACAUUCAGUCACAAGCCUUUGGUGUUUGUGUGUUUGUGUGUGUGUAUAAGAAUUUUUGACCCCCAUUCUAUUAUUAUUAUUAUUAUUUACCUUUUUGGAUGUUAGAGAAUUCAAGUUACAUAUUUUUGGAUGUUAGGGAAUUGAAGUUACCUAUUUGAUAUUACUAUAUUUAUCACUUUGGGAGAAGUAUCACACUGCCUCUGUUAAAUUACGUCUAUUAUGUGUGCUGCUUAAAUUAUUGUACGAUACCCACCAUGUUCACCAAAAAUGAAAUAAAGCUUGGAGAGAGACACGGAAACAUGUUUAAAAGAAAAGUCUUUUGAUUC